AUGCCAAGCGAUAAUCCUAACACCAUUUUACAACUUAAUAAAUCAAAAACUCAACACGUUCAACCAUCAGCACCCAUGAUAUCUCAUUCACAUAUUUCAUCGUCUACUUUGCCUCAACAACCUGCAUCACCAACGAUAAAAACAUUAUCUCGUGCACGUACAAUAUCCAGUACUGACUCGGGAGAAACAGAUUCAGUAACCGAUCUCCAUAAACCACUGAAGUUGACUAACAGUGCCAUAAUAAAACCGGACAAUAGACGAAAUAGUGAUUUAAAUAAAACGCAUCUACAUGGAAAAUAUUCUUUACAAUUAAGUGAUGAACGACGAAAUUCAACGCCAGCAUUACAUUUAUCAACAUUAUCUUCGUUACAUUUUUCAACACUAUUUAAGAAAAAACAUAAACAACAAAAGUGA
This is a messenger RNA of Didymodactylos carnosus, 414 nucleotides long. NCBI's taxonomy places the organism in Eukaryota, Metazoa, Rotifera, Eurotatoria, Philodinida, Philodinidae. The record is from the annotation of a GenBank genome assembly.